AUGCUUUUAUUAGGAGAAAUAUCAUCAGCUAAAUCACCCAAAGAGACAAAGGACUUUUUGUCAAAUUUCGGGAAAACUACAGGAUCUUCAAAUCACCAGAGUGAUCAUACUUCUCAAGAAAACAAUCCAAAUGUUGACAAUAAUCCUGGACAUCUAGCAGUCACGGGGAUUCCAGUAUCUAAUAUCCAUGAACAAAGCAAUCCUGUCCAAAAUCGUCCUAGACAUCUAAUAGUCACGGGGAUUCCAGCUUCUAAUGCUAAUAUGCCUGUAAUUCAACAAAGUAAUCAAAAUGUUCAGAAUCUUCCUGGAAAUCGAAUAGUCGCAGGGAUUCCAGUAUCUAAUAUGCCUGGGAUUCAACGAAAUAAUCGUAAUUUCCAGAAUCCUUCUGGAAAUCGUAUACUCACUGGGAUUCCAGUAUCUAAUAUGCCUGGAAUUCAACAAAGUAAUCCAAAUGUCCACAAUCUUCUUGGAAAUCAUAUAGUCACUGGGAUUCCACUAUCUAAUGUGCCUGGAAUUCAACAAAGCAAUCGAAAUUAUCACAAUCUUUCUGGAAAUAGAAUAUUCACUGGGAAUCCAGUAUCUAAUACGCCUGGAGUUCAACAAAGUAAUCAAAAUUUUCCCAAUCUUUCUGGAAAUCGUAUACCUACUGGGAUUCCAGUGUCUAAUAUACCUGGAAUUCAACAAAGCAAUCCUGCCCAAGGUCAUUCGAGACAUCUAACAGCAACUGGGGUUCCAGUAUCUAAUAUGCCUGGAAUUCAACAAAGCAAUCGAAAUUUUCACAAUCUUCCUGGAAAUAGAAUAGUCACUGGGAAUCCAGUAUCUAACAUGCAUGGAAUUCAACAAAGCAAUCAAAAUUUCAACAAUCUUUCAGGAAAUAGAAUAGUUACUGGGAGUCCAGUACCUAAUAUGCCUAGAAUUCAACAAAGCAAUCCAAAUGUCCACAAUCUUCCUGGAAAUAGUAUAGUCACUGGGAUUCCACUAUCUAAUGUGCCUGGAAUUCAACAAAGCAAUCGAAAUUAUCACAAUCUUUCUGGAAAUAGAAUAGUCACUGGGAAUCCAGUAUCUAAUGCGCCUGGAGUUCAACAAAGUAAUCAAAAUUUUCCCAAUCUAUCUGGAAAUCGUAUACCUACUGGGAUUCCAGUGUCUAAUAUACCUGGAAUUCAACAAAGCAAUCCUGCCCAAAAUCAUUCGAGACAUCUAACAGCAACUGGGGUUCCAGUAUCUAAUAUGCCUGCCAUUCAACAAAGCAAUCAAGGUUCCCACAAUCAUCCUAGACAUCUUGUAGUCACUGGUAUUCCAGUAUCUAAUACGCCUGAAAUUCAACAAAGAAAUCAAAAUCCUCCCAAUAAUCACCCAAACACUGGUAUCCAAGAUUUCCAAGGUCAUCGUGGAGCUCCUGGAUCUAACCAUCAAAACUAA
Belonocnema kinseyi is the source of this 1419-nucleotide messenger RNA. RefSeq lists its product as uncharacterized. Lineage: Eukaryota; Metazoa; Arthropoda; Insecta; Hymenoptera; Cynipidae. The record is from RefSeq and is a predicted model, not a curated record. The transcript is spliced from 2 exons. Bases 1 to 1419 code for a protein of 472 amino acids.